This is a messenger RNA of Xyrichtys novacula (pearly razorfish), 11988 nucleotides long. NCBI's taxonomy places the organism in Eukaryota, Metazoa, Chordata, Actinopteri, Labriformes, Labridae. The record is from the annotation of a GenBank genome assembly.
AGAGAGUGAUGACGCGACUUCCUGACCGGUAGUUUGCGGGAAGUUUGGUCCUCUCACAGUUCCUGUUAUACUCAGCGAGUAACAACAAAGUCACGGUUUGUAUGGAUCCUGUUGUCUUCAAACAUGAGUAAAUGUCGGUGUAGCUGGCGAUGUUAUUGUUGAUCGAAGAGCGUUUGCUGUUAAACGUCGUCAUGUAGCGUUUAAUGAUGUAACGCGUUCGCGUUAGCAUAAAAGCUAGUUGACGUCCAUGUGAACGCUCUUUAGCGUUAGCUUGAAGGAUCCAUCAACCCGCUCUGAGGGUCUGAUCUCUUUUCUUAAGACAGGAUCAAGGUUUCUUCUUUAAUCCCAGUCUGUGAGUGAUGAACGCAGAGACAGUAAGUGACUCUUCAUGUUGGUGACAGGGUUCGAGGUUUGUCUCAGAGGGAGCUAACAGUGACAGAGAGCACACAGAAGGAUGAAUCCAGAGUUAUUCAUGCUUCAAUAAGUCAACAAAAAGUAAAACUCUCCCAGUGGAUCUUUGCGAGACUAAGUUUAGUGACUCAUUUAUGAUAUGACACCUGUAAAAACCAAACAGGUAGAGUACCUGCUUUGCUAUCAUGGCAACACAAAUAGACACCCAUCCCUGAUCGCCUGCUGUUUUACCCUGGCAACAAAAGAAAGAAGAAGAAUGAGAAGAACUUUAUUGAUCCCCGAAAGGAAAUUCAGUUGUCUGUUGUCUCACGUAAUAUGUCUAUAAAAGUUAUCUAUUAUUUAAAUAAGAGUUAUAAAGCCUGAAGGCUGUUGGUACAAAACAUCUUCUAAAUCUUUCUGUCCAGCAGCGAAGAGAAGGAGCCGUCCACCACCAUUUGCCCUUUGGUCCAUCAAGGUGUUGUGAAGUGGGUGAUCCAUGAUCACUGAAAUAAUCACCCAUCACUGAAAUGUACCUAUUUUCAAUACCUCACACAGUUAACAGAGAUGAUGUGAAAAUAAACCUUAUACUAACUUUAGUUACACUGUAGAGUGACAAAGGGUGCAGUGAACAGGAUUGUCCUAAAGGUAGUUAGACUGAGGACAGCAUACCCCCUCUGACAAAUCAUUCAUCAUUUCAUACCCAGAUUCCAUAACAACUUUGUAAAAUGUUGAUACAGAGUUUGAAGUCUGUUUUUGCAGGAAGUUAACAGCUGUCAUGUAGAAUUUGAGCAAAACAGUAAAACAGGUUGUGUAAUGAUAUAAAAGAGCUUGUGGAACAUCUUCCAACAAACAAAGUUAUUUUUCAACAAAUUGGUGUCAUGAUGGGGUUUAAACGGGACAAUAAAUUCAUAAUAGUAGUUCACUGCUGAAAUCUUGAGGACAGUUAACCUGCACUGAUCUUACCUCUUUUUGUGAAUGUUAGUAGAGUGGCUUUUGUCUGUCUCAGAGAUAUAUUUAGCUAUUGUUCUGGGACUUAUUGUGGAAACAAAUGAACUACAACAUGAGGUCAAAAACCUUGACUUUCCUAACUGACUUUUCUUUUCUGUUUGGCAACAAGUCUUCAUCUUCGGUGUUUUCUCUGUUUGUCGCUCAGUUACCCUUGAAAUUAACCGAGUUCAUUCACCUCCAACAUCGCAGGCUCUGCGAUGUGACUAUCGCACACACGUACAUCGCGAUGACGAUGCUCAAACGAUAUAUCGUGCAGGCCUAACUGUAACCCCAAAAAUGGAAUUCAAGUUCUUAGAUAUAUAACUGAUGAUGCUCUGAGGGAAACAUCUCAGUGCUAACCUGAUGAGAAGAGAGAAACCUGUUCUGAUAACCCUUGACCAGUGUUUGAACUCAUACAGGGCCACAAAGCUAUCUAAACAUUUCCUGUAUAUUGAAGUUUUGUUUGUUGUUAUGAUGCUUUUGCUGUCUUUCCUGGAGAAGAAAUUUAAAUUUUGGCAGUUUUUCUUUAAAUUAUUUAACUGAACUACUAAAGAUUAUGUCCUUUUUUAGUUUUUGUUGAACAACUCAAUUUUAAUUUGCAGCACCUGCUUACUUCAGCUCAUCUCUGUAUCACCAGACCAUCACUGCUCACUGCGAAAGUGGCUGUAAAUUUAGCCAUUUCAUAAGCAUCAAAACUUCAAAAGUAUCAGAUAACAGCCUCACUACCUGACUGUAAUGCCUGUAAAAAAUUAUCACUGAAUAUCUGUGUGUUUCAGAUGCCUCCUAAAGCCAAGGCUGCAGGGAGAGUCAGAGCUCCAGCUAAAAGGAAACUCGCAGAAAAGUUCUCCCCUGGUGAGGUCCUCACUGACAUGGCAAAGAAGUCCUGGAAGCUGGGGGCUCCUGUCGGACAGGGGGGCUUUGGUCUCAUAUAUCUGGGUAAAUCUGAAAGGCCUUGUCACAUGACAUGAACAGUUUUCUCACAGUGCAGGUUUUUGAUUUUGAAAGUUUAACAUGUCAGCAUGUAAAAGCUAUGGUGAAAUCUUCUGCAGUAAAAUUAUCUCUGCUGUUGCUCCUCAGCUGAAGAGAACUCUGCCAAACCUGUGGGUGCAGAUGCUAGAUACGUGGUCAAAGUGGUGAGACUCAACAAACUCCAAACAUAAAUUAUAAAACUGUCCAUCUUUCAAAAUUCCACUGUUUGGGUUGUAUUUCAAAGUCUGUGACUCUAUAAACAGCUGAUCGUUUGAAUGUGUUUGUUCUACAGGAGCCCAGUGACAGCGGCCCUCUGUUCUCUGAGCUCAAAUUCUACAUGAGAGCUGCUAAGCCAGAUCAGAGUAUGGAGGCCACCUUAUUACACACACACACACACACACACACACACACACACACACACACACACACACACACACACACACACACACACACACACACACACACACACACAGAGCUUAAGUUAGCCUUUCCAUCAUGACUUAGUUUCUCAGUGCAAACAAACAAAAGAAAGACAACUUCCUUAAUUAAAAAGACACUCUCUUGUAUCUGAAGCAUGGAGGGGCCCUGUUGGAGGAUGGGGUGGUGGUGGGGGCAGGAAUAGGGGGGCUGUUUUUUUGCCCCCAGGCCACAGCUUUGCAUUUUAUAUAAUAACACUCCAAAUGUCAAUCUCCCCUGACAAUUAACUGUUAUAUUACUAAAGAACCAAAGGCUCAUAUUUUAUUCAUGCUGGAACCUCACCAUGUUGGUAAAUAUUUGUCUCAGCAGUAGAUUAGCUUGUCCCCCCCCCCCCCCCUUACCCCCAUCUCUCCUCUUAUUACUUUGAGCAUCACAGCCAUCAGACAUUUAUACCUGCCCCUGAGAUGUAUGCUGUGAAUUUCACAUAUUUAUACCCAAGAAAAAGUUCUUCAGAUGUCCCUUAUUACUUUUUUCUGCAUCUACAUCUUUCUGCAGUUCGGAACUGGAUGAAGAGUCAGAAGCUGAAGAGUCUUGGGGUUCCGAGGUACUGGGGCUCGGGUCUGCAUGUGAGAGGAGAGAAAAGGUAAGACCAGGAUCAGGACUGCUCACUGGAGUUACACUCAGCAUGAGUCAUAUCUAAGAAUACAGGUCCAAAGAGCUCUUUUUUUAUCUAUCAUUUUGUGCUUUAAAAUCUCACAAAAGACAACAGCAGCCCUGAUCUGGAUAUUUGUAUCUUUGUCAAUGAGCCCCUGUUUUCAUACAAGGCUUUAAUAUACAAUACAGUGAAAGGCAACUGAUACAUUUCCCUAAUUUUGCUAUUGCUGAUGAAACGAUCUGGUUCAGGACUUUAGUGAUCUUACUACAUUAUAAAUAAAUGAAGUAAAAAUGUUCUUGGAAAAUAUGAGUUCUUGCUUUUCUCUCUGGCUAUCUGAAGAGAUGUAGAUACUACAACCUUAUCAGUGUAUGAGGCUGAUACAACACAAUAACAACAACAACAAACAUUUGGUCAAACUGAAGAGGUGAUUACAAGUCUUUUUUCUCUGCUCUGUGCAGUUACAGGUUCAUGGUUAUGGACAGAUUCAGCACAGACCUGCAGAAGAAGUUUGAAGAAAACGGAAAACAGUUUCCUAGAAAACUGGUGCUGCAGCUCGGACUUCGACUGGUUGGUUAUGUCCUCAUGAGAUAUAUCAGAGCGUGCAGUGUGAAGUCUAACUCUGGUAUGAACUGUUCUCUGUGUUUUGUCUUGUUCAGUUGGACAUUCUGGAGUACAUCCAUGAACAUGAGUAUGUCCACGCUGACAUUAAGGCGUCAAACGUCAUGCUGGGCUACAGUGACCCCAACCAGGUUAGUAUGAGCUGCAGCGUCACCCUGAAAAACACAAUGUUGUCUUUUUGUCAAAAGCUAUCCCACAUCCAGGACUGAUCCAGUUCUGCUUCUUUAAUAAGAGUUUUUGUGAUGAAGGUGCUGCUCUGACCUCAGAUCUGCUCCUAAGAGCAGGAAAUGAUUGUUUUUUCAUCAUAACACACUCGUGCUGCUUCAUUAGAUUCAAUUAAGGCCUGCAGAGGAGGGUAGCCGCCAGUGUGUGUGUGUGUGUGUGUGUGUGUGUGUGUGUGUGUGUGUGUGUGUGUGUGUGUGUGUGUGUGUGUGUGUGUUUCAAACAGGGAGAUUAGAUGGCAGCAGCUAAGAGCCUUCUGCAGCAAACAAGGCAGGGGCAAAUAUUUAAUUUGAAGAUUAAUAAUGUAUCAUUGGUGCUGUUAUUAAAGAGCUAUUUAUAAAUGAUAAUUUAAAAAUGGGCCCCUCAGGAGUUUAAUGCUAGGUGAGGUUGUUUUGUUUUUUACUUGCUAAAUAAUUCAAAUAAUCCCCCUGGAGUUGUUUAGAUGAAGCUGUGUGUUUUUUUUUUGCAGAGUGUCUCUUUAUUAGAGCGUGUAACAGCAGAAAUUAACAUUCAAAUCUGAGACGGUGGACUGACCUGCCCCCUGUGCUCACAUCACCGCCCUGUCUUUAUCUAUGCUGUAAAAAACUCAAUAUCUAUAACUCUGAAGUCUGAUCCCUGUGCAGCACUGAUUGUGUUUUUAUUUGUGUGUUAAAGAUUUAUUUGGUAGAUUACGGGCUGGCUUACAGAUAUGCUCCUGACGGUGUCCAAAAGGAGUACAAAGAAGACCCAAAGAGAUGUCAUGAUGGCACCAUCGAGCUCACAAGCAUUGAUGCUCACAAAGGAGCAGGUACAUGAGUCCACAAACACACUGCUGCUGUCUUCACCUUUGGUUCAUGCUUUUGUUUUCUUUGUGGUCAUACCAUAGUUUUAACAGAUUUGCUAUAAACAGUUAUGCCACUAAAUGAUUAGAGGAACAGAAGUUGGAGUAAAUUACCCACAUUCCUGAUUUUCUGCCGUUGCUGCUCAGAGUGAUUUGAUCUUUUCCUCCAGCUCCAUGCAGACGCAGUGACCUGGAGAUCCUGAGUUACUGCAUGGCUCAGUGGCUGUGUGGACGUCUGCCCUGGGAGGACAAACUUCAGGACCCUCUCUACGUCAAGGAAUCCAAGAUCAGGUGAGAAACUGCACUCACUGCUCACACAGUGUUCUGACAUCAGUUAUGAUGCACAAAACCAAAAUAUGGGCGUCAGAUAUCAAACGGAGGAACUUGAUUGUCCCCCUGCAGAAGCCGGGAAAACAUCUCUGAAUUUAUGAGCAAGUGUUUCUCCUCCCAAGACAAGCCAGGUAAGAAACAUGCACGCACGCACACAUGAUGCUAAAAACUGAUGUUUGAAAACAAUGAGCAUUUACAUAAAAAAUAAAGGCCUUUCUGUCUAAGUUUAUAUGAUGGCCCCAUCUUUAAUAGUAAAAUCAUCAUAAUAAUAAUAAUUAUUCAUAUUAAACAGACUAUAUCAUCAGGACUUACGAGUGGUCACCUAAAAACAGUUUUUCGACAGCUGGCAACACGGCAGCAGGUCAGCAUGUGGCAGAUAUCACUUCUUUUUCUUUGCAUUUGACAAAUAUAACCUUUUCAUUAAUUUUACAAACAAAUAAGAAAGAGAGGGACUGAAGUUUUCUCAGACAGAAAUAUUUGGCUCAUUUAGUAUGACCAUGAGGUACUUUUGAUUUUUGGUCAGCCAUCUGAAGCUCUGCAGACUGAAAAAAGGUAAAUAUUGGAGUAAUACAUUUUCAACUGUGGUUCAUUGGUGAAUCAGUUUGGUCCUUUUUAAUGUGAAAGCUGUCUUUCUUUUUUGGUUACUAGUCCCAGCAGGUGAAAAGUCUGUAGGGUCUAAGCUCUUGGCUGGACUAAAGAAGCACUUGAAGCUGAUCACUUUGGGGUUAUUGAACACCAUGUUAGUCUGAACAUAAACUCUCUGACAGGACAAGUUUGACUCUAUUCAAUGCUGCAAGCAGAGGCUGUACUUUGUAUCAGCUAAAACAGAGUACAGUAGGACACUGUCAUCAAAGAGGAACACUUCAGUAGACACUGUGUUGAGAUGGGAAAAAGACAGGCUGUGGGACAGUAUAGAGACACUACAGUGGGGCCAGGGUCAUUUUUACCAUCUGUAUUAGUGAAACUUUAUCAAACAGGACAGCUGAACAUGUAACUAAACCAAUUUAGCAUACAAACAUUACAAGACAAAGACAAACUUUAGUUCACAUUAUUUAAGCUGAUAUAGAAAAUGCAUUUCACCUGCUUUCAUUUCUAGCUGCUGCCUACACUGGCUAUAGAGCUGGUCUCAGGCUUUUAUUUUGAAAGGAUGUUCUGCUGUGUUUCAGAUGAAAUCCAGAAGUUCAUGGAGGAAGUGAAAUCGAUGGAUUAUCAGGACAAACCUGAGUAUGAGAAACUGCGCUCCAUCCUGCAGGCUGGGCUGAAGUCCAUCCAGGCCAAAGACGAUGGGAAACUGGAGUUCAGUGCUGUAGACACAGCUGCACCUAAACCUCCAAAGGUGAGCAGACUGACACUGACGCACACUGACACACACAGACACACACUGACGCACACAGACACACACUGAGACAUGCUGAGACAAAGGGGCUCCCUGUAGGGUCUCCCUAGAGUUAUUAUCAGAGUUCAGCGUGCAGACUGAUAAAGGUUCCAUAGAGUCUAAGGCUGUUUUUUAAAUGGAUAUAAAGUUAGACAGAGUCCACAGACCUACUCCAAAUUCAGACUCUUUGAUUCCUACUUCCCAUCAUCCUCCACUUAUGCAACUUACCUACCUCCUUCUCUCAUGCCCUCUUGUCUCUCUGUCUUCUCUCUUACUCUCUCUGUCUCUCUCUUCUCUGUCCCUCUCUUCUCUCACUCUCUCUCUCCCUUGCUCUCUCACCCCUGUGCACGUGGAAAAAGCCACCAGGGACAUGGCAUUGCCAGCCAAGGGGUUACUGGGCCUCAACGCUGGUUAUUGUAUGUAAUUAUCCCAACAAUCUGUUCAGCUCAGCAGGGGCUGUGGGUGAUCAUGAGGUAGAUAUUUCCACAAUGGAGGAAUAAACGUGCAUUAUGGAGGUUUGGGAAGGAGGACGGGCAGAGAAAGUAUGGAGCCAGAUCAGGCUCAAAAGUAUUGAAAAGUAGUGUAAGUGAAAAAAUAAGAUUUGAACCUGAAAAAAAUAAAAUGGUACCUGAAAGUCUUGAAUUUCGAAAUUGAACUUUGAAAAAUCCCGGAAUGCAUGAAAAAAAUCUGUUCAAAUGUAACUUUGAUUCUGUUUUUUAAUACUUUUGAAUAAAUUACUUAUUUCUAUUUUUCACUUCAAUGUAUAUUUCGAUCUUGGAGUACUUUUUUUUUUCGAUUGAAUUUUAUUUAUUUAUUUCAGAUUCAGAUCUUAUUUUUACGGAUUCAAAACGAUUUUUGUUCGGUUUCAGAUUUUUUUUUUUCAGAUUCAGAUCUUUUUUCGGAUUCAACUUGAAAAGUUUCAGGUUCACUUUUGACCCUGUUUUUCCGUGGGGGCGGGCCUCGACUGAUAGGGGCGCGGUCUGCCAUGAGUGACAGGCCUCCCCCUCCUUCCCCACCCCAUCACCCUGCGUUCAGGAAGUGGCAUGAAUACACAUUAGCUUAGCCUACAAUUAGGCUCUAUUGGCUGAAUGAGAUCGUGUUGGUUCGUUCCACUUUAGUGGGGCAAUAUAAACUGUGAUUCAUAAAAAAGCUCUAUUGAUAGUAAGUACUAAAAAAAAUAUCUACUCAUCCAGUCGAUUUUUAGUAAUCAGUGUUUCGGUGUCGAACUAUUUCCCUUCUGCAGCGUAGUGAUACUUGCACACGCCCAAUCGAAUAUGCAGGGGGUGAAGCGAUUUUUGUCACGUGGACCAAUAGGAGCCGAGUCUCGUUGCCAUAGUAUCAGAAAUACACAAACAUGGCGACGACCGCAUCUCGCAGCGAGACAAGCGAAGAGGAAGAAAAGAAAAGGAACAAAAGAAAACAGCCUUCAAAAGUGCAUAGAAAAAGGAGCGAAACGAUGCUGUAUGCAUCUGUCAUCUGUCCAGAGUGAAGACGUUCUCGACUUUACAAGGACAUGUUGCGAAAUUUACAGAACUAGUAUUAGAAAGUGGCUUUCUCUACAGGGUGAGACAAAGGACCUUGCAGAAACUUAUAAACUUUGCGUUGAUAUCAACUAUUACUUAUUUGCGAUUUAUUUGCAAAAGGGGUUUGAGAAACAAGAACGUGAUGCAGCCGCGGAUCACAGUUUAUAUUGCCGCACUAAAGUGGAACGAACCAACACAAUCUCAUUCAGCCAAUAGAGCCUAAUUGUAGGCUAAGCUAAUGUGUAUUCAUGCCACUUCCUGAAUGCAGGGUGAUGGGGUGGGGAAGGAGGGGGAGGCCUGUCACUCAUGGCAGACCGCGCCCCUCUCAGUCGAGGCCCGCCCCCAUGGAAAAACAGGGUCAAAAGUGAACCUGAAACUUUUCAAGUUGAAUCCGAAAAAAGAUCUGAAUCUGAAAAAAAAAAUCUGAAACCGAAAAAAAACGUUUCGAAUCCGUAAAAAUAAGAUCUGAAUCUGAAAUAAAUAAAUAAAAUUCAAUCGAAAAAAAAAGUACUCCAAGAUCGAAAUAUACAUUGAAGUGAAAAAUAGAAAUAAGUAAUUUAUUCAAAAGUAUUAAAAAACAGAAUCAAAGUUACAUUUGAACAGAUUUUUUUCAUGCAUUCUGGGAUUUUUCAAAGCUCAAUUUCAAAAUUCAAGACUUUCAGGUACCAUUUUAUUUUUUUCAGGUUCAAAUCUUAUUUUUUCACUUACACUACUUUUCAAUACUUUUGAGCCUGAUCUGGCUCCAUAAGAAAGGGGAUUUUUUAUAUGGGUGCUGUGUUCAGGUGCACGAUGGCAGGACCUCACUGCUAUGGCUCACAAAGGAGACCCUGAACUUUCAGCUUGGACCAUGAUCCAUCUCAAUGCCUUUGAUCACUUCCUUAACAGAUGUGAAUGAAGUUCCCCACCUCAGUGAGUCUGUGUUUGUCCUCUCCACUCUUUCCCUCCAGAAAACCCUCAAGAGAAAGGUAGCAGCAGAGGAAGCAGAGAGUGGGACUGGCGGGAGUCCCAUCAAGAAAAAGAGAGUGCCGACCAAAAAAGGUACAUUUCCUGUUUUGUUUUGUUUUUUUAAAAUUAAUUUGUUCAUUUACAUAAUUUUUUCUCAGCGCAGACUUUCUCUAAGGUGGCACUGAAGGUGGACUUUCCUUAUUUAAGACCACAAAAAAAGACAUAUGUUUUCUAAAAUCCAAUCAUUUUGUCAAAACUGUGAAGGUGUGCAGUAAUCAUACAGAGAAAAAAAAAAAACAUCUGAUAAAACUGAGAAAAUGUCACUACCUCAAAAAGAUUAAAGACAGAGAAGAGUGGACAUGCUUGAAUGUUUUCAAUGACACAUUUUUACAGUUUGUGAUUUUUUCUAUGCUCUUUGUAAAGUAUUUAAGCUCGUUAAAGUUUGUUUUUGUUUGUUCACAAAUGUUUAUAUAUUACUUUUCUAAAACUUUUUUUUUGAAUAGUUUCCUUUUGUUUGAAUAUACACUACAGGCCAAAAGUUUGGAAGCAAGAUCAGAUUUGUACAAAAAAAGAUCAUAGUUUCAUUAAUAUACUUUGCAACACAAUAAACAUGACUAUUGUGUAAAGAGUAACUUAUCAGAAGACACUUUGACUAUAAUUAUUAGGUAUUUGAGUUAUUGUUGCUUAGACUUUGCUUUCUUUAAAGUAACCUCCUCUGGCUUUAACAACAGCUUGGAAUAUACCAGGCAUUCGUUCCACAAGUUUUUUAAGGUAUGUUCCAGGGAUUGCAUUCCAAGCUUUCUGAAGUUCAUUAAUUCGUGGGACGCACUUUUCUGACUGAUAGAUCCAAUUCAUCCCACACAAGCUCAAUUGGAGAAAGGUCAGGAGACUGAGAGGGCCAAACCAUCUUUUGAAGAACACCUCCCUCUUCUUUUUUGUCUAGAUAACCCUGACAGAGCUUGGCAGAAUACUUAGGGUCAUUGUCUUGCUGCAAAACAAACUUAUGAGCCACAAGUCUGAGUCCAGAUGGAGCAGCAUGGUGCUGGAGGAUGGAGUGGUACUGUUCCUUCUUCAUGAUACCCUUCACUUCGAAAAAUCUUCUACUCCAUCAUCUGCAAAACAUCCCCAUACCAUGGAACUACCACCUCCUUGCUUAAUUGUGGGUGUAACACAUGAUGCUUUCAGACUUUCACCAGUUUGUCUGCGGACAUACACUCUGCGUUUUGAACUAAACAGUUCAAACUUGCUUUCAUCGGUCUAGAGAACUUGUUUCUAGUCAUCAUAGGUCAAAUUUUUGUGAGCUUUUGCCCACUCAUAUCUCUUUUUCUUAUUCUGUGGACGAAGUAGUGUUUUUUUGCAGAUACACAACCCUUCAGACCAGCCUUUCUCAAACGUCUUUUCACAGUUGUCAGAGAUAUGGGUUUCGACCUUAUCAUGUUGAUUUUCUCCCUUAUUUGUGGUGCUGUCUUUCGCCAAUCUCUCUUACUGGUGACAAUGAUAUGUUUAUCCUCUGCUUUUGUAGUAACUCUCUUUCAUCCAGGUCUUUUUCUAUCAUCAUAACUUUCAAGUUCCUCUAGUCUCUUCAGAGUGUAGUGGACUCCUUUGUUGUGUAUCCUUCUUUCCUCAAUGUACUAAUCUGUACUUUUGUUUCUUUACUCAGUUGCCUCUCUCUAGCCAUUUUUGCGGUAGUCUGAACGCAGUUAAAUUUUUUAGGAUUUUUGUUUGCAGACUCUCAAAAGCCAAAAAGGUUGACGUGAAUAAUCCAAUUGAGAUUUGUUUUUUUGCUUUUGCACUGAAGUUGUGACUCGUGCAAAUGUUUUCGACCCUACAACUAAGCCCUUAUUUUCUUUUGCUGACAUAUAUUUAGCAAUGGUCUGUUAACAUUAAUGUAUAUCUAAAGGUAAAUGGAGUAAAAUGGUGCAUUUCCAUGAAAGCAACAUCUGAUCAUGGAGUAAAUACAUCCCAAAAUACAAACAAAUCAUGCUGGAUUAAAAAAAAAAAGCAUUUUAAAAAAAAUUUGAAGUUACUCCUGAUUGUUUAGCCUGUAAUGGCCUUGCUUCCAAACUUUUGGCCUGUAGUGUAAUUGCUUUUUAAACUAGUAAUCUUUGUUUUUGUUUUUUUUUAAAGUUCUAAAAAAAAAUUACUUAAGUCUAAAACAUCAGGGAUGGUCGGUGGUUUGGAGGGUUAGAGUGUUUUUUGUUAAUCUGUCUGAAUAUCUUCUGCAGAAGCUAAUGGAGUGGAGAAAAGCCCCCGAAAAGGACAGAAGAGGGCUGCUCAUACCAAAAAACGGAGUAGCCCUAAAUCCACAGAUGGGGAGAUGGCGACCUCAGUCUCACCAGGACCUGCCAAGAGGGGUAGACCCAAGAAGAUCAGAUGAAGAUCCACCUGUUUCUACACUCCUGCGUCUGUCCUCUGCUUCUUUGAAUACAUUUUUAUAUUGUGGAUUUUUCUGUUACACACUGAAAGAAGUUCGCAUUUUAUGCAUUUAGUGUUUGAAGACAAAGUUAUGGUAAUAAAGAAAACCAAUUGUUCCUCUUUUGACAUUAAACAAAUACUUCAGGGUCAGAGUGACUACAGGUAAACUUGUACUGUUUAUUCAGAGAUUUAACAUGACAGGACGAGUCUUUGUCCUGUGGGCGAUGACUCAGAUUAAUAACUUCAAACCAGCUUUUAUUUUCUGUAUUUGAAGUUUGUCUGAAAAAAAAAGACCUGAAUAAAGAUUACAUGAAAACCUGUC